AUGCCAGAACCUACGACAAGCCAAAAUGCUUCUUCUCUUGGGUUGCGGUUUAAUCCAGUGAUCAACCCGGCGAACGCAUGCCCCGUUCUGGUAGACGAACACCUAGAGGACAACCACCAUAUCUUCCUAUCCCGUCCCUGGCUUGGAGCACUGUUAUUCGAAAAUGCCACCUCCGACGCCCGGGAUCACUGCGCUAACGAACGAACAUUUUUGUCUUGGCUCCGUCUCUCUAUGUAUCUUGCAGUCGUUUCAGUAGCUAUCAUCAUCUCGUUCCAUUUUCAUGGCGGGCCGACCGGACUCGAGCGACGGAUGGCUCUGCCGCUGGGUAUUAUUUUCUGGAUCCUUAGCUUAGCCUGUCUGGUUAACGGGUUUGCAAACUAUGUGCGGACUGUGCGAAAGUACAGCCGUAAAGCGGCUUUGGUACAGAGCGGAUGGAAAACGCAAAUGACAUUUACAGUGGUGGGAACCGUGAUCCUGGGGAGCUGUAUACUGUUCCUGGCAACGGAUGCAAAUAAUAAAAACUAA
Molecule: messenger RNA, 525 nt
Organism: Aspergillus pseudotamarii
Lineage: Eukaryota; Fungi; Ascomycota; Eurotiomycetes; Eurotiales; Aspergillaceae
Product: DUF202 domain-containing protein
Exons: 2
Coding region: 1-525 (174 amino acids)
Source: RefSeq, a predicted model, not a curated record